AUGGUCAUGACCUGUCAUCACGCCCCUUCCACAGCCCACCUCAUCCUAUUGGUCCUGCUCAUUGUCACUCCACAGCUGGCUGGCACCGCCCCUGUGUGGGGUGAGGGAGGGGAGGGAGGGGUGGAGGGGCACACCCGGACAGACCAUAGAGAAGACAGCCUCGCCCCCUUUCUCUCGCUCCCACCCCAGAGUCUCUCCAACCCUGACAACGUGUCCCUAGACCGGGGCCGGGGCCCAGGUCAAGAUAACCAAUCAGAUAAAACGACGGACCCUGCGCAGGUGCUCGCUGUGCUUUUGGAGGCCCUGGACCACCCGGGGGAGAGUGGAAUCCAGGGGAGCAGAAACAGAGACUGGGAAGAGGAUCAGAGUCGGGAGCUGCCCUCCGUUGAAAGGUUGGAGGGUGGUGAGAUAAGGAGAAGGGGGCAGACAGAGCCAGACAGGGGGGAAGAGCAGGAGAAGGAGGGGCAAAGGGCUGAUAAGGCUAUUGAACAGCUAAUUGUGGGCCAUUUGACAGCUGCUCAGGCUGAAGAUUUAAAGGAAAGAGAGGAGGAGGAUAAAAACACAAGGUCAGAGGAGAAUCCAGGGUGGUCUGUGGGACCUGAGCGUGUAAGUGAGGAGGGAAGGAAAGAAGAGAUAGAGGGACAGGAGAAGGGGAAGGAUUUAGAAAGUUUCUUAGAUAUCGCCACACUAAGUUCCACCUCGCAGGGAGAUGAUCUCUCUCUGCAGCGCAAAAUAAGAGGCUACUUCCAAAACAUUGACUUGGGUCUCCAAGAUAAUGAGAUCCUGCCUCCACUGAAGGGCUACAAGGCAUAUAACACUCAGCUAGCACGAGCAGGAAAGAAACAGCACUGGCAGGAGAACCAGUCCCGCAACAGACCCAUCAAGGGGGGCAACUUUAUGGAUGACUUUGAGGAUGAAGGAGAGGAGCUGGAGGAGGAGGUUGAGGAAGAAGAGGAGAGCCUCUCCCACAUGGAAGAGGAGGCGAGAGCGCGUGCAGAGAAACAGGAGGUGCUCCGGCAGCAGGAGGAGGCGGAGCGUGCCAGAGAGGAGGAGCAGAGGUUGGCUGACAUCGCCUCUGACAUGCUGCUGCAGUACAUGGGGAGGAAGCAGCAGUCCUACAUGAAGCCCCGGCAGAAAAGCAGCAUGGGAGCCGCUGGCAACACCGCCGAGGACAAGCGCUCCGAGGAGGUCCUCCCCGAUGAAGACGACCUGGACCAGCAAAUGAUCGACAGGCUCAUCGAGAUCAGCAGCAAGCUGCACCUGCCUGCGGAUGAUGUGAUUGAGAUUAUUAGUGAUGUGGAGGAGAAGAAGAAGAAAAGGAAAGAGCUUCAACAGCAGCCAAUCAACAGCAACCCUGUUGCCCCACGCUUCAGGCCUCUGGUACCUCCUCCUCUGGCUGCUCCGCCUAUCUACCACUACACAGCCUCAAAAAACCCCAAGAAAGCCCCUUAUAGGUACAACAAAUCCAACAAGAAAUGGCACAAGGACAAAGUCAAGUCAUAUAAGCAGGAAUAUUGGUAUAAGCCUCAGAAGCAGCUUGACUACUGGUAUAAACCCCAGAAACAGUUUUUAGCCUUCCCUUCCUAUCCAUACUACCAGAAGCCAUAUCGAGCAUACUACCCUGUAUAUUUCCCAUAUCCCAAACCACAAUAUUAUGGCAAGCCCCCCCCCUCCAGAGACCAGCCGUUCGGCCCCCAGGAACUUGACCUCCAGGCCCCAAGGCGCAGGCAUAGGGCUGGGGGUAAGAACCGUGGACAGGGCUGGAGGCAGCAACCAGCACCCCGACUGCCUCUCACCCCUUAUAUCUCUAACUAUAUCCUUCCUCACCCACGGACCUACCAACCCCUACCUCCCCCCAAACCAAUUACCACACCCAGGAGAGGCAGGCGACCCCCAUACUACUAUCCGCAAAUCACACCGGGAGAUGACUAUGAGGAAGAUGGGCUGGUACCUCAGCUGGACAGUGAGGAGGAACUGGAGAACUUUAUUGAGAGGAUCUACAUGAAGCGCAGAAUGUAUUGA
Seriola dumerili (greater amberjack) is the source of this 2022-nucleotide messenger RNA. Its product is annotated as neurosecretory protein VGF-like. The transcript has a single exon. The record is from RefSeq and is a predicted model, not a curated record. NCBI's taxonomy places the organism in Eukaryota, Metazoa, Chordata, Actinopteri, Carangiformes, Carangidae. The coding region runs from base 1 to 2022 and encodes 673 amino acids. Gene Ontology annotation, molecular function: neuropeptide hormone activity.